AUGUGUGAUCUCAUCACAUUCACUCUACACUCAGCAAAUGUGAAGUUUAAUUACUUGUGUGUUGUCUCAACACACAUAACAGUGGACAAAGAUGUCAACGAACAAGUCAACAAAGAAGUCAACAAAGAUGUCAACAAAGAUGUCAACGAACAAGUCAACAAAGAAGUCAACAAAGAUGUCAACAUAGAUGUCAACAAAGAUGUCAACAAAGAAGUCAACAAAGAUGUCAACGAACAAGUCAACAAAGAAGUCAACAAAGAUGUCAACAUAGAUGUCAACAAAGAUGUCAACAAAGAAGUCAACAAAGAUGUCAACGAACAAGUCAACAAAGAAGUCAACAAAGAUGUCAACAUAGAUGUCAACAAAGAAGUCAACAAAGAUGUCAACGAACAAGUCAACAAAGAUGUCAACAAAGAUGUCAACGAACAAGUCAACAAAGAUGUCAACGAACAAGUCAACAAAGAUGUCAACAAAGAUGUCAACAAAGAUGUCAACAAAGAUGUCAACAAAGAAGUCAACAAAGAUGUCAACAUAGAUGUCAACAAAGAUGUCAACAAAGAUGUCAACAUAGAUGUCAACAAAGAUGUCAACAUAGAUGUCAACAAAGAUGUCAACAUAGAUGUCAACAAAGAUGUCAAAAAAGAUGUCAGCAAAGAUGUCGUUUUGUUAACUUCAUGUUAG
Molecule: messenger RNA, 681 nt
Organism: Physella acuta
Lineage: Eukaryota; Metazoa; Mollusca; Gastropoda; Physidae
Product: putative inactive protein kinase DDB_G0270444
Source: RefSeq, a predicted model, not a curated record